This is a messenger RNA of Oncorhynchus masou masou (cherry salmon), 935 nucleotides long. Its product is annotated as gap junction beta-4 protein-like. The record is from RefSeq and is a predicted model, not a curated record. The transcript is spliced from 2 exons. Gene Ontology annotation, biological process: cell-cell signaling. Gene Ontology annotation, cellular component: connexin complex. Bases 40 to 879 code for a protein of 279 amino acids. NCBI's taxonomy places the organism in Eukaryota, Metazoa, Chordata, Actinopteri, Salmoniformes, Salmonidae. Gene Ontology annotation, molecular function: gap junction channel activity.
UAUACUACGAAUUCUAAUUCUACAACUUGUACCUCCACUAUGAACUGGGCGUUUUUGCAGGGCCUGCUUAGCGGGGUCAAUAAGUACUCCACGGCGUUCGGUCGUAUCUGGCUCUCUGUCGUCUUCAUCUUCAGACUCAUGGUCUUCGUCGUGGCCGCGGAGAAAGUGUGGGGUGACGAGCAGAAAGACUUUGACUGCAACACACGGCAACCUGGCUGCCACAACGUCUGUUACGACCACUUCUUCCCUGUCUCCCACAGCCGGCUCUGGGCACUCCAGCUCAUCUUCGUCACCUGUCCCUCGCUCCUGGUCGUCCUCCAUGUCGCCUACAGAGAUGAACGAGAGAGGAAACACUGUCUGAAGCACGGCGAGGGAUGCACCCGUCUCUAUGACAAUACGGGGAAGAAGCGCGGCGGCCUGUGGUGGACCUACCUCUUCAGUCUGCUCUUCAAGAUGGCGGUAGACGGCGUGUUCAUCUUUCUGUUGUUUUACAUCUACGAUGCGUACUUCUUCCCACUGGUGGUGAAGUGCUCAGAGGACCCCUGUCCCAACGAGGUGGACUGCUUUAUUGCCAGGCCAACAGAGAAACGAGUGUUCACGGUCUUCAUGGUGGUGAUAAGCUUGGUGUGUAUACUCUUGACCCUGUGUGAGAUCCUCUACCUGCUGGGGAAGAAGUGCGGGGAGUGUAUUGUCGGUGGAGGACCCCGUGCCAUCAGGGAGAGCCCCCUGUUCACCACGCCAGCCACCAUACCCCUGACAGAGAGAGAUACAUCCGUGUUCAAGCAGUCUGAACUGAAGAAGAUGAAUAUGGGUGAUGGGGAUGGUGGACUGGAUAAGAGAGGGAGCCCUGCUCCGGGUUACAGUGUGACUGUCUCUUAAGACUGUUAUCUUUCAUUCUGGUCCUGGAGACGCCAUAACUUGUGAAGGCUUUCCGU